Molecule: messenger RNA, 1963 nt
Organism: Cervus elaphus (red deer)
Lineage: Eukaryota; Metazoa; Chordata; Mammalia; Artiodactyla; Cervidae
Gene: FOXE3
Product: forkhead box E3
Exons: 1
Coding region: 267-1196 (309 amino acids)
Biological process (GO): anatomical structure morphogenesis; cell differentiation; regulation of transcription by RNA polymerase II
Molecular function (GO): RNA polymerase II cis-regulatory region sequence-specific DNA binding; DNA-binding transcription factor activity, RNA polymerase II-specific
Source: RefSeq, a predicted model, not a curated record
GAGGCUGGGUCUGGGAAAGACUGACCCAAAGGGAUGAAGCCAAGGGAGGGGUGAAAGGCUGCGGAUGGGGAAGAGAACUGUCAGCCUUGAAAGAGGAUUGGGAAGGCAAAUUAGAGGGGGAGGCACUGGCCAGCGAAGGUCCGAGCCCUCGCCCCUGGCUGGGGGCACAGAGGGAGGGGACCGUGUCCAUAUAAGGCAGGUCAUUGGCGCGGCUCUCUCCGAAAGCGCGGGCAGCCCACCGUAUUCCCACGACUGGGCGCAGCGAUAUGGAGCCGCCCGCAGCUUUCUCUGGCUUUCCCGCCCCGCCCUCGGUCGCGCCGUCGGGGCCGCCGCCGUCGCCGCUCGCCGGAGCCGAGCCCGGGCCGGAGCCCGAGGAGGCGGCGGCGGGCCGCGGGGAGCCGGAGCCUGCGCCGGCGCCCGGCCCGGGCCGGCGGCGGCGGAGGCCCCUGCAGCGCGGGAAGCCGCCCUACUCAUACAUCGCGCUCAUCGCCAUGGCGCUGGCGCACGCACCGGGCCGCCGCCUCACGCUGGCCGCCAUCUACCGCUUCAUCACCGAGCGCUUCGCUUUCUACCGCGACAGCCCGCGCAAGUGGCAGAACAGCAUCCGCCACAACCUCACGCUCAACGACUGCUUCGUCAAGGUGCCUCGCGAGCCGGGCAACCCGGGCAAGGGAAACUACUGGACGCUCGACCCGGCGGCCGCCGACAUGUUCGACAACGGCAGCUUCCUGCGGCGCCGCAAGCGCUUCAAGCGCGCCGAGCUGCCCGUGCUCCCGGCCCCGCCGCCGGCCGCCGGCCCGCCGCCCUUCCCCUACGGGCCCUACGCUCCCGGCCCCGGGCCCGCGCUGCUCGCGCCGCCGCCCCCGGCCGCCCCCGGCUCCGCGCCGCCCGCGCGCCUCUUCAGCGUCGACAGCCUGGUGAGCCUGCCGCCCGAGCUGGCAGGGCUAGGCGCCCCCGAGCCGCCUUGCUGCGCGGCCCCCGACGCCGCCUUCUCGCCCUGCACCGCCUCCCCGCCGCUCUACUCACCGCCGCCCGACCGCCUGGGGCUGCCCGCGACGCGCCCCGGCCCCGGCCCGCUGCCCGCAGAGCCGCUGCUGGCCUUGGCAGGGCCGGGAACCGCGCUCGCCUCCCUCGGCCCGGGGGAGGCCUACCUGCGGCCGCCGGGCUACGCGCCUGGGCUGGAGCGCUACCUGUGAGCCCCCUUCCCAUCGGCGGGGGGCAGCCCGGGCCCCUCUUCCUCAGGAAGGGGCGCUGCUUGGGAGCCCCAAUCUCUGUCUCCGUGCCUUAGAGCGCACCUCGGAGCUCCCCAGCUCUGCCUCGUGGACUGAGCACACCUGUUUCACCCGCCGCUGUCCCUCAUCCCCGGGGAACCUCGCAGCAUCUCUCCACUGGAUUAACCCCCCACCCCCAUCCCGAAUUGUAAGGCCUGCUUUUCUUCUCCCUCCACUGUGAGCCCUCAUCUGUGCAUGCCCCCGACCCCUGCACUAUUUUGGGUCCCAUGUCCGGGGACCCUGGAGCACCACCUGUGAGCCACCACCUCGAAUUUCUGGUGAAUUUCAAGCCUUUGGAAGUCAGACCUUCGAUCUCAAACUGCCUCCCAACUGGUCUUUAACCUCACCUGGGUGUUUUGUUUUUUUUUUUAAUAACACAUUAGAGGCCAGACUCCUAGGUCUGUGACUCCCUGGCUGUUAUCCUUUCAUUCCCCCCACAAGCUUGUCCCCCACUCCCACUUACCUGUCCGUUCCGUUUCCUACUGAGAGAGCACUCCCCUUUGACACAGACUGGAACCUGGCUGAGCUCCUCCAGACCCCAGGAUAGCUCUUCAUUUCUGAGACAAGCAACACCAGGGACUCCUUGACUUCAGGAAGAGUUAGUGGGCUGCCCCAUCAUCUGAAAAACUUGAGACUUACUAGAUUAUUAUUAUUUUAAUUAAAACUAGUUUAAUUAAAAAGAAGAAACUUUC